Molecule: messenger RNA, 2355 nt
Organism: Gracilinanus agilis (Agile Gracile Mouse Opossum)
Lineage: Eukaryota; Metazoa; Chordata; Mammalia; Didelphimorphia; Didelphidae
Product: zinc finger protein 345-like
Exons: 3
Coding region: 1-2355 (784 amino acids)
Biological process (GO): regulation of transcription by RNA polymerase II
Molecular function (GO): DNA-binding transcription factor activity, RNA polymerase II-specific; RNA polymerase II cis-regulatory region sequence-specific DNA binding
Source: RefSeq, a predicted model, not a curated record
AUGCACAGGGCCAGUCUUACUGGACAUCAGAGAAUCCACCCUGGGGGGAAACCUUAUGAAUGCAACCAAUGUGGAAAGACAUUCAGUUUGAGCUCCAGUCUUGCUGUGCAUCAGAGGAUCCACACUGGGGAGAAACCUUAUGAAUGCAACCAAUGUGGAAAGACAUUCCGUCAGAGCUCCAAUCUUUCUGUCCAUCAGAGAAUCCAUACUGGGGAGAAACCUUAUGAAUGCAAAGAAUGUAGAAAGACAUUCAGUUUGAGCUCCAGUCUUGCUGUCCAUCAGAGAAUCCACACUGGGGAGAAACCUUAUGAAUGCAAGCAAUGUGGAAAGACAUUCACAAGUAACUCUAGUCUGGCUUAUCAUCUGAGAAUGCACGUUGGGGAGAAAUCUUAUGAAUGCAAGCAAUGUGGAAAGACAUUCACUCAGGGAUCCAGUCUUGCUGUACAUCAAAGAAUCCACACUGGAGAGAAACCUUAUGAAUGCAAGCAAUGUGGAAAGACAUUCCGUCAGAGCUCCAAUCUUGUUGUCCAUCAGAGAAUGCACACUGGGGAGAAACCUUAUGAAUGCAAGCAAUGUGGAAAGUCAUUCAGUUUGAGCUCCAAUCUUGUUGUCCAUCAGAGAAUCCACACUGGGGAGAAACCUUAUGAAUGUAAGCAAUGUGGAAAGACAUUCCAUCAGAGUUCCAGUCUUGCUGACCAUCAUAGAAUCCACACUGGGGAGAAACCUUAUGAAUGCAAACAAUGUGGAAAAACAUUCACAAGUAAUUCCAGUCUGGCCCAUCAUCAGAGAAUCCACACUGGGGAGAUACCUUAUGAAUGCAAUCAAUGUGGAAAGACAUUUACAAAUAAUUUUAGUCUGGCUUAUCAUCACAGAAUCCACACUGGGGAAAAACCUUAUGAAUGCAAGCAAUGUGGAAAGAGAUUCCGUCAGAGCUCCAGUCUUGCUGAUCAUCAGAGAAUCCACACUGGGGAGAAACCUUACGAAUGCAAGCAAUGUGGAAAGGCAUUCACAAGUAACUCCAGUCUAGCUUAUCAUCACAGAAUUCACACUGGGGAGAAACCUUAUGAGUGCAAACAAUGUGGAAAGACAUUCAGUCAGGGGUCUAGUCUUGCUGUCCAUCAGAGAAUGCACACUGGGGAAAAACCUUAUGAAUGCAAGCAAUGUGGAAAGACAUUCAGUUUGAGCUCUAAUCUUGCUGUCCAUCAGAGAAUCCACACUGGAGAGAAACCUUAUGGAUGCAAGCAAUGUGGAAAGACAUUCCGUCAGAGCUCCAGUCUUGCUGACCAUCAGAGAAUCCACACUGGGGAGGCCACGAAAAGGACGCUUGGAGAUCUCCCGUCCAGAAGGGCCCGCGGUGGCCCCUCGAACGAGCCUGCAGUCGUGGGGUUCCUAGAAGCUGGGGCCGAGGCUUUGGACAGCUCACCCGUCCAUCAAACUCCUGGACCGGAAGAGGAGGGACUUUCCCCGCCUCUUUCCCCGGUCCCAGCUGCGGCCCCGCAUCUCCUUCCUCCAGCUCCGCCCUCCGGAGGCAGGGCUCUGAGGGCCAGCCAGGCUGAGCGUCCCGCAAAGCUGGCCGCCCCCUCGGUGGCCCUGGUGAAGGCUCCGGCUGCGGCCUCGGCUCGGGCUCCGGUUACCAAGCGCUCACAAGCUUCUGGACGCUGCCGCAGCUGCUCCCCUCCGGGUGCUGCAUCCCCGCUGCGCGCCCCUGCGGGGGGGGGGGGGGCUCCAGGCAGCCACUCUCAGUGGUGGGCGGGCCCCGCGCCGUGGCCCACCGCCUCUGGUAUUGGACGCCCGGAGCUGCCCGGGGCGCCCUCACCCCCUUCUCUGCCACUGCUCGCUGCAGGCCCCCUGCUCGGCUCGCGGCCUGGCCUGCUCUCCCCGCCUCCUCCUCCCCCUCUUCUUCCGGCGCUCCUCCCUUCUCCUCCCGCCCUCCCAGGGCACCCCAUCCGGUCCUCCUUCCGGCCUCUUCCUAACUGGCCUGGGGAACCGGGCCAGAGCGAAGCCUCAUCGGAGCAGAACCUUCUACCCAGAAUGCCCCACCCGGAGCCUUCGCGCCUGUCCCUGCCUAGCACAAAGGGGGAAUGCAAACCCCCCGCAGGGCCCCGAGCCCUAGUCAGCGCGGAGUCUGCACAAGCAGUCCGUCUGCGGAACCCCCAUAAGAGGAACCCAGGAAACGUCCCGCCUCUCGGCAGAGCUGCCUCUUCCACUGCAUUUUCCCAGACGGGCUCUCCCGUCCUUGUUGUCCCAGGAAACCUGCAGGACGCAAAUGGAGCGCCGCCUUGCUUCAGAGUGCCGGGGCAGCCAUUGCCCCUAACGUGGGCCUGGAAGGGCCCCAGCCUGUCAGCCCAGGUGUAG